Trichomonas vaginalis G3 is the source of this 4008-nucleotide messenger RNA. Its product is annotated as maturation of LSU-rRNA from tricistronic rRNA transcript (SSU-rRNA, 5.8S rRNA, LSU-rRNA). Bases 1 to 4008 code for a protein of 1335 amino acids. Gene Ontology annotation, biological process: maturation of 5.8S rRNA from tricistronic rRNA transcript (SSU-rRNA, 5.8S rRNA, LSU-rRNA); maturation of LSU-rRNA from tricistronic rRNA transcript (SSU-rRNA, 5.8S rRNA, LSU-rRNA). The record is from RefSeq and is a predicted model, not a curated record. The transcript has a single exon. Gene Ontology annotation, cellular component: nucleolus. NCBI's taxonomy places the organism in Eukaryota, Parabasalia, Trichomonadida, Trichomonadidae.
AUGACCUCAACGAGAGACAGCUUCUUGCAGUUUAUUGGCAAACUCCACCAGGACACAGGGGAAUCUGUUACUGAGGCCUAUCAAAUUUUAUCAAAUACACCUGAAAUUGCGAAGAUGUUCGCUGAGCAAUCACCAAAAUUUGUAGAAAUAUUCAGUAUUUUAACAGCAGGUGCAGGAAAAACGGAAACAUCUGUUCCAUUAUUUCAAAUAAUCAUCGUUCUCUUCGAAGAACUUUCAAAAAGCAGUGAUUUAUAUUUUGGACAGCUUCAUUACCUCGCAGACUCUAUAAUACGUCGUUACAUCAACGAUUUAAUAUCAUACAUGGGAAGAAAACAAGCAAAAUUGGCUCUUUCAGUGCUUAUUAACGCUGCAAAAGUUCAUCACACUCAUUGUCGUGAAAUUUUCAGAUCAUUGGACUUCUCUAACCACAUAUUCAAGUUACAGAGCAAGCCAGAGUCAGGUGCUCGCAAAGAAUACGUUCAAUUGGCCACAUUAUUCCUUGAAAAUCCAGAAAUCUCGCCAUCAUUCAUGGGAUCCAAAUUUUACUUAUCAUCUAUCUGGAAGAACCUAUCACAAGAUGAAUCAGAGACAUUACGCGCAUUUUUAACAGCAUUAAUGAAAAAUCUUGAACAAACUAACUUAUCAACGCGUUGCUGGGUAUUUUCUGAGAAGACACUUGUCAAUUUUGCACAAUUUCCAUUACAAAAAACAGCAGAUAAUUCAGAUCCAAAAUCUUUAGUUUUUGAUUUGCUCGAAAAGCUUGUUACAGGUCCAACAUCAAUUCUUCUUGAAGAUCCAUCUCGAACAUACUGUAUUUCCAUUCCAGAUAUCGAUCCUCCACCAAAGAAUUUAAAUUUCCUCGAAUUCAUUCGCAAACUCGAACCAUUCAAGCGCGAUGGUCACAGAGAAGUUGCUUGUAUGAUAUUCAAACAAUCUCCUGACCUUAUUUCACAUUAUUUCUCCAGAAUUACAAGAACAAUCUCAGAUGAGCUUACUUUGGCCAAUUUAGCGGCCAUUCACUUUGUCACAUCCGUUGUGUCCUUACCAUGGCCCGAUUUCCUUUACAAAGAUGAGAAAUUCAUUGAAGAAGGUAGAUCCAUCAAUUUAUUAUUCGAAUCAAUCCUUCCUGAGUUCAUAGACACCAAUAAGCUCAACUCCAUAUUCGUGAGCAACAAGAAUAUCCUUGUUACAAAAGCUUAUUUAGUAUUAUUAAUUUCAUCCGUUAGAAAAUUCAAACAAUUACCAUUUUUCCUUAAGACAAGUACAAGCUACAACAAAUUGUCAUCAAGGUUACCCCCUCUAGACAUACUUUUUAACUCAAAAAGUGACUUAAUUAAAUCAUUAACCAUAAAACUUUUGUUUGAGAUCGACAACGCCAUUCCUUUCUACUUGCAAGACAACCAAUCGAGACUCCCCAAGCUCCUCAAGAGUAUAAUGUCUCAAUCUCCUUUGAUACAGCUCCAAUUAAUCAAAGUUUCAUCACUUUUGCAAAAACCCGUAUCAAAUUUGACACUUUUAUCCGAAAUUGUGUUAAAUGACAGUGUUCUGAUUGAUAUCCGCAAAGAAGCACUCAACCAGAUGAUCAAGAUUGUCACUAACUCAGGAGUUUUGGACAAUAACGAAUCGGAAGCAAAAAUCUGGGUUUCUUUCUCCCUCAAAAACAAAAUUGUCAAAGAACUCCAGGACAAAAUCAACCUCGUGGCCUCAAAACCUCAUCAAUUCGCUGACGGUGGAAAUGCGUCACUUUUGUGUAACGGCGCGGUUGGUUCUCAAAUUGAAAACUGCCUUCCAAUCAUCCAGAAAGUCCAUAACUUCGAUGAUAUCAAAAGUUUGGUCUCAGAAAGAAAGACGAUAAGUGUCAAACCGCCAAACGAUAACAUUUUAACAUUGUUAGAAACAUUCAAAUGGUAUUCCAUUCCAGAAUGCUUUGUUAAUUUGACUCGUUUCGAACCAGAUAAUGUUUUAUGUUCUAUUUUGUCAGUUUUUGUUAUUUUGUGUCCUCAGUUGACGGUUAUGUCACUUUUUGAGUCACCAUUACGAGAAAAAGUUUUUUGUGGCAAUGAUGAUUUAGACAAAUUAUUUGGACUUGCCAUCGAAAUUAAUGGCAAAAUUGAUGAUGAUUUGACAAUAAAAUUCCUUGAAGGAACAUCUAGCCAAGAGAAUGUGAAGAGAAUCGCUCCUUUCGUUGAUAAAAAGUUCACAGGAAAUUUAAUCGGAAAGUUACUUAAAUCUAAGUUACCAAUCCGACCAAUUAUAGCCUCUCAAAAUAUUCAAUGUGAUCUCUCAAAAUUUGAUGGAUUCUGGAAAUGGAUAUUUGAAGAUUUCCAAGCUGUUGACAUUGAUCUCCUCAAUCUUUCACCAAAGAAAUAUCUACAUCUCAUCAAAGAUGAAGAUUUAAUGAAAGAUAUUUUGAGAACGGUUUAUUUGACAAACAAAACUGACAUUUUAUCAAAACUUAAGAUCAGAGACACAUCUGAUGACAAACUUCUUGGAUUGAUUGCUCAUUUCUACGAAGACAUAAGUUUGCCAGCUGAUUCUUUACCUGUUAUUUAUGUCAGAGGAUUACAGAUUCCAAAUUUAGUUGAAACAUUUGAGAAAUCGAGAUACGAGUGGAGCACUGAGUUUUUGAUCAGAAAAAUCUCUGAACAAUUAUUUAAAGAAGAGAUUAAAAGAAUGAGACACGAAAAGACAUCAAUUGUUUUGAAGAUUUUCAUGGAAGAUUACAAUAAAACAAUUGAAAAAACAUUUUAUCACGCAUUAUUAUCAUUUAUAACAAAACAUCCUGAUUCUGUAACUAAAAUUCCAACAGAAGUCAUUGAUUUAUACACUUCUGCUGCUGAGAAACUCCUCAAUCCAGAAAUCUUGCUUUCUUUCAACGAAAACGAACUAAAAGGUGUCUGUAACAUCUUAAAUGGAGCUGAUGUUAAUGUAAGUUUACGUGUCAUAUUAUAUUUGUCAGUUUUUCUUAGUGAAGAUGACACUUUUUAUUCGUUAGUUGAAGUACAAAACAUUUCUCCUGAUAAAUUUAUGUUUGUUACGGGCGAAACCGCCAAAACAGUUAUCCAACAAAUAGAAAACGGUCAAACAAUAUUGACAAACAAUUUAAGUCGGAAUGUAUCAUAUUUACAGCCUUUCCACAUGAGUCAUCAAAUUAAUUUGGAUACUCCGAGAUUUAGAUUUUUAAUUUACUUCGCAAAUUAUAUUUUGGAAGAAAAGAUUGUUAAUGUUGAACAUUUCAUGGAAUGCGGUGCUAUUUCUAUUUGUUUAAGAGGUCUUUCUUCAAACGAAGUUUAUAUUAGAGAGUUAAGUUACGAAACAUUAAGUUUGUUGUAUCAUUUGAAUUCAGAACAAAAUUGGUCGAAGCAGUCUACUGUCAGAAGUUUCUUAGAAAGUUUGAUCAACUCAUUGGUCGAAGAGAAUCAGAGGUUCUGUCAUUUGGCGACACAUUUCUUCGCUCAUUUCAGUUCUGUUUUGAUGAAACCAGGACAUAAUUUGUACAUGAGAGUUGUUAAAUAUAUCUGUGAUACUCCUGCAUUCAGAUACAACCAAAUUCCUCUUUUCGAGAAUGUUUUUUCGAAGCCAAACGUUAACUACAGGAAUGAAAGAAACUAUGUCUUGAAAGUUCUUAUGUCAGGAAUUAAAGAAGAACAAGAUUUCCCGAUGCUUUUGAAGAACAACGCGCUCGAGAGAUUGAUGGAUUUGUAUUCAAGUACUUUGAGUGAUAUGAACACAAGGAAACAGAUAAUUGAUAUACUUACAAAAGUUGUAGCAAUUGGAAGAGUUGAUGGAUUACUUGGAUGGAUUUAUUCCGUUGUUGAUGAAUCAUUUUCAACACCCCAUUUGUCUAAUUUGAUAAAACUUGCAUUUAAGACAACAAAAAGGAAUGAAAAUGACAACAAAUUCCUUAAAAUGUUAUCACAGAAUGCAGUGAAUAACAAAUUAAUCUUUGAUAGUUGUGAUGAUGAAGACAAAGAAAAUAUCAAAUCUUUCUUGGAUCAAGAAAUUUGA